AUGAUUCAGCUCGUAAUGGAUUGGAUAAGCGAGUUGCCUGAAGCGCUGCUCUUGAGAAUAUUGUCUUCACUGCCUGCGAAAGAUGUCGUGGCCACAAUGGUUUUGUCUAAGCGAUGGCAGUUUCUUUGGACUCUUGUGCCAAGACUCGUGUACGACGAUAGCUAUAAGUUUAUCGAGUUUGUGACAUUUUCGCGCUUCGUAGACAGAUCUUUGAUUCUUCACGAGGCUCCACUUCUUGAAACGUUGCAUUUCAAACUUAGUAGAAUCUUUGGUGCUGAUGAUGUUCGAGUGUGGAUUAAAUCUGCAGAGAACCGCCGUGUGCGCGAGCUCAUCAUCGAGAUCGACAAGUCUUCUCGUAAAAACCCAGCCAUACUUCGAAGGAGCUUGUACAAUGGAUGUAGGGUGCUUGUGACACUGAAGCUGAACAAUGCGGUUUUUGUAAAUGCGUCUUCUUCGCCGGUUUCUUUCCCAUCCCUCAAGACUCUGAGCCUUGUAUCCGUCAAAUACCCUGGUGAUGAAUUCGUGGAGAGUCUUUUCUCCAAUUGUCCUGUUCUUGAGGACUUGCACGUGAGGCGAUGUGGCAAUGACAAUGUGACCAUUUUCACCAUCAAAGUUCCUUUUCUAAAACGUAUAUCCUUGGAUCAACAAGCAGAUGGAAAUAAAGACGGUGCACAUGGGAAGAUUCUGAGUUCAUGA
This is a messenger RNA of Microthlaspi erraticum, 696 nucleotides long. Lineage: Eukaryota; Viridiplantae; Streptophyta; Magnoliopsida; Brassicales; Brassicaceae. The record is from the annotation of a GenBank genome assembly.